Messenger RNA from Planococcus citri (citrus mealybug), 1820 nucleotides. RefSeq lists its product as uncharacterized. NCBI's taxonomy places the organism in Eukaryota, Metazoa, Arthropoda, Insecta, Hemiptera, Pseudococcidae. The record is from RefSeq and is a predicted model, not a curated record. Gene Ontology annotation, cellular component: nucleus. The transcript has 4 exons. The coding region runs from base 442 to 1533 and encodes 363 amino acids. Gene Ontology annotation, biological process: regulation of transcription by RNA polymerase II. Gene Ontology annotation, molecular function: protein binding.
CAAAAUCAAACUUUUGGAAGUUUUUUCUAUCAAAUUUGAUAUUUUGUUAUGCUAAUCGUCGAAAAAUUUUCAGUUUUAUUUAAAUUAAUCCAAUACACGACGUUAUUUAACUUAAAAAAAGUAAUAAUUUCCUCAUGAAAACGUGUUUACAGAUGUGCUAAACUUUAAGCGGCAAUUCCUAACCGUAUGUAUGCAGCAGCUGAGAUAAUUCGCUGAAAUUGACUACAUAAUCGAAGAAAAAUCCAUCGAAACGAGUGAAAUUUCCGCCGAAUUGGACGAUAUUACGCGGUAAUUAGUGUAAUCACGAGAAUCGGUCACUGACAUUUGAUAGAUUUAUGUGGUUGCUGGAGCAGCGUUUGAUAUAACACUCGGUUUUCUCUACACCGAACGAAUAGUUACAACUCUAUUGCCGACGUACGGUUAGAAUUUUAUUCCAAUAUCAUGAGUAAUAUGAACGUAGAUUAUGUCACAUUGCACUAUCGUUCUGUUCUAAAUGAUUUCUCAAAUCAGUUCGUCAAUGAAGAAUUCUCCGAUUGUAUAUUGAACGCCGAAGGCAGAAGUCUGAAAGUUCAUAAGGCAAUGCUGUGUGCUCAGAGUUCGUUCCUAGAAAAAAUGAUACUCGAACAUCAGAACAUCGGCGACUUAUGUUUCAUUAUCGAAGGAGUAUCGUUCGACGACUUGAAAUCAGUAGUGCAGUUCAUGUAUAACGGAUCGGCGAAACUGUACAAACAGAACUUCGGAUCGUUUCUAGUAGUCGCAGAAUUACUCGGCGUCAAGUGGCUCGAUCGUGUGCAAAUUCUAAGCGAAACCGAACCGUCGUCCCAAGCAACAACAACCAACGUUUCGCAACCGAACCAAACUAUUAAACCAGUAGUAAAUAUCGAAACACAACCGAUCUCCGUCUUCAGAGAUAUUACCAAUUCUCUAGAUACCAAAGCGAUCAAACGUAAGAAGCAUAUGAAGAACAAAAAGCACUGCAAACGAUCCAAGUGUGCUAAAGAAGAUCAUCGAAGCGAUCGUAGAAAACAUAAGCUCAAUCAUACCCUCAGACGAGCCGAAAACAGGGAUACCGGGUCCGGUAAACAGACUCAUUUGGCUGAUAUGGACGAAAAUACAUUUUGUACCGCGUUAGGAUUGAAGAAAACCCAAUUACAGUCGCGUGAUAACUCGAAACCGGACAGUGCUACGAAGACUGACGCUAAAAUUUUCGUCGCUAAAAGUAAAAGUGUUCCUCCUUUGAUUAAAAUUAAUCGUGAAAUUAAAUCCAACGUCGUCGAGAGUUUCGAUACCCGAGAUGCUAAUAUGUUCGUGUCCGAAAUUAAUACCGUUUAUAUCGAGGAUAAAAAUUUAUCGUUUUUGAAUAUCGGUGCUAAUGAAUUGUGUAUUCGCGAAAAUAAUAUCGAAAUCGAGUGCGAUGUGUUAGACGCGUCUUCCUCUCAGUUCGUCAUCGAUAAACAGCCUGUUGCCAAUAUCGUCGAGUUGAGAGAAGAAAAUAUAAUACAGGCUGAAUUUGUUGAUAUUAAUCCAGAUUGACGAAGUUGACGAUUUCCAAUUACGUGUUACGAAAAAUUUCUCUAAAAACAAACCGUUCGUUCGUUCGUAUAAUUGAACAAGAGACCAUUUAAUGGCAUUUGCGUCCCUUGCGACGACGUCCACCAACUACGCCACAGUUACCGAAUACGAGAAUAUUCUACGUAUAGUGAUUUUUCUACAAAAAUUGUGUUACCAUUUUUUAAUUGUUAAAAUUUUUUUAUCAUCGUUGAUUAUUUUUAUUAUUAUUACGUUGAUGUUUAUAUUACUUAAACAGUAAAUUAAUUUGG